AUGGUGAGAACUUGUGGAGCUUCCUCUAAGAAGACCCCUGCUUCUCAAUCCAGAAAGGUGCCCUCUCCAUCGCCUCCUCCAUCUGUGUCAACGACGCCUCCAUCUGUUCCAGCACCUGCCUCAUCUGUUGGGAAGACUUGCAGAUCCAAGGCGCGCAAGAAGGUGUUCUCCCUCUCUAAUGAGCACCCCAUGGUGUUUCCUGACAUCACAGCUGAUAUUGUUGAUGUUGCACCACCAUCUAAAGUGGUGGUGCCCUCUCUAGCCAAGAACCCAUCUCCUCUUCCAAUUGAUUCGUCUCUGACGGCUAGGGCAAAAUCAAAAUCUGUUUCAUCUUCUUCCAAAGCUGCUGCUCCUGGGUUACUCAAACUGCCCUUGAAGCCGAGCCAGUCCAAGAAAAAAUCUGUGGCUCCCAAAAGGAAAUUGGGAUUGGACACGUCUUCUUCCCCCUUGACUGCUGCCAAGAAAAGAUUGAAGGCUCAUCCCCCUUCUCUGUCUUCCUCCGAAUCUGACCCUGAGGAAGAAAAGUCUGAAUCUGAAGCAACCCGUGAUACCACCUUAUCUAAUGAAACUGUUCCUGACAAUGCAGAAUCAGAGGCUUAG
Molecule: messenger RNA, 600 nt
Organism: Humulus lupulus (European hop)
Lineage: Eukaryota; Viridiplantae; Streptophyta; Magnoliopsida; Rosales; Cannabaceae
Product: lysine-rich arabinogalactan protein 18-like
Exons: 1
Coding region: 1-600 (199 amino acids)
Source: RefSeq, a predicted model, not a curated record